This is a messenger RNA of Hylaeus volcanicus, 1065 nucleotides long. RefSeq lists its product as uncharacterized. The record is from RefSeq and is a predicted model, not a curated record. NCBI's taxonomy places the organism in Eukaryota, Metazoa, Arthropoda, Insecta, Hymenoptera, Colletidae. The coding region runs from base 111 to 569 and encodes 152 amino acids. The transcript is spliced from 7 exons.
AAAUGAAGUAUUUUUGUUUCAGCAAAAUAAAACGAUUGGAAAUAAUUGGAAAUAAAAUUAUAAAGUUUUAAUAAAGGCGGGAGUUACAAACAGGUGACAUAUGUAGUUUUAUGAAAAUGAAACGGGAAGAGGGUUCAUUACAACCUAUAAAUUUGUGUAACAUGGAACAACAAGUGAAUCAUGAAGAAACAAAGUUUUUCUUUGGUUUCGUUCGUCUAAAUUAUGGAAUUUUCGGGAUCGGAUGUACGGAUAUUUUUUUUGGUGUACUAAUGUCGUUAUCUUAUUUUAGAAAAACUGAGGUUCCUUUAGUUAUAGCAGGGGCCAUUCGUAUCUUGUCAGGUUUUUGGUGCUUUACUGGACUGUAUACAAAAAAUAAAACGAUGAUGAAUCUCUUCUUAUUGCUUAUACUUUUCAACAAUUGUCUUGUUCUUUCAGUGUGUAUCGGAUUCGCGAUCAUAGUAACUUCUUCCCUAACUAUAGUAUGUGAUCUUCCUACUGUUCCUCUUAAAUUUGGAGAGCAACCUCCAUCCUGUCCUUUCACUCAUCGUAAAGGCCGGUCUUUCUCAUGAUUUAACUUUGUUUUGGCCUUCUUUUUUAAAUUAGUUUUUACUAAAGAAGUAUUAUGUAACGCUUUUUAUUUUAUAGAUUGUACCUAUAUUAUAUUUACAUAACCAUUCUUUACGUUCACCAAAACGAGUCGAAACAGAGUGAGUGGAAAACCGCAACAGAGGAGUCUCCCUUAUUAGAAGCACCAAAGUCGUACGACAUUGUUAUUUUCGAGCAAGGUGAUUAUCAACCGAUUGAACCAAUUUAAUUUGGUACAUCUUAAACUAUUAUUCAACAUGCUGUUGAUGUGUUUUUUUAACCUAAUGCCGUUCCUUAUUUUCUGCUCAAUUAAAACUUCACCUUUCUAAAUUCUACAAUAUUUCCAGUGAUUUUAUUUAAUAGAAAAUUAUUUUUAUUUUGAGAAUAUACAUUUCUCCAUAAAACUCGGGUAUUAUAAAUAGAAGUACUAUUUUCAUAAAUUUUAAUGAAAAAAAAUUAAAAAUGAGUAUUUUUUUUUUA